This is a messenger RNA of Papilio polytes (common Mormon), 2608 nucleotides long. RefSeq names its product cytochrome P450 18a1-like (gene Cyp18a1). The record is from RefSeq and is a predicted model, not a curated record. Bases 41 to 1657 code for a protein of 538 amino acids. Gene Ontology annotation, cellular component: cytoplasm; intracellular membrane-bounded organelle. The transcript has 6 exons. Gene Ontology annotation, biological process: xenobiotic metabolic process. Lineage: Eukaryota; Metazoa; Arthropoda; Insecta; Lepidoptera; Papilionidae. Gene Ontology annotation, molecular function: iron ion binding; heme binding; oxidoreductase activity, acting on paired donors, with incorporation or reduction of molecular oxygen, reduced flavin or flavoprotein as one donor, and incorporation of one atom of oxygen.
CGUAGUCUUCUUUUUCAUACGUUGAAUAUAAGCAGCAAAAAUGUUAUCAAUAUUCACAAACUCUAAAAUUUUGUGGGGGCUAUGGCAGAUCGUGUGCUAUUGCUCGUCGCGGACGUCGUUGCCUCUGGUGCUGGCGGUGGUGAUAGUUUACCUAGCGUCACGGCUCUCGACCCUGCUUCGGGAAAUGCGCAAGCUGCCACCGGGCCCUUGGGGACCUCCCGUCGUCGGGUACCUUCCCUUCCUUGGUGUGCGUCACAAGACGUUCCUGGAGCUUGCGAGAAGCUACGGUGCGUUGUUCUCGGCUCGACUGGGCAACCAACUGACGGUCGUCCUCAGCGACUACAAACUCAUCAGGGAAGCAUUCCGCCGUGAAGAGUUCACCGGCCGCCCCAGUACACCUCUCAUGCAUACUUUAGAUGGUCUAGGAAUCAUCAAUAGCGAAGGCCGCUUGUGGAAAAACCAACGCCGGUUCCUACACGAAAAGCUUCGCGAAUUCGGAAUGUCCUAUAUGGGCAAUGGCAAGAAAAUCAUGGAAAGUAGAAUUAAGGGUGAAGUUUACGAGCUGAUAACUAACUUGCAACGCACUGAAGGCGCGCCCGUAGACGCAAACCCGUUGCUCGCUUUGGGCGUAUCGAAUGUAAUUUGCGGUAUCACGAUGUCCGUACGCUUCAGUCACGGCGAUUUACGCUUCGAGAGGUUAAACCAUCUCAUUGAAGAGGGCAUGCGGCUAUUCGGCGAAAUACAUUACGGAGAAUAUAUACCAUUAUACAAUUAUCUACCCGGUAAGGCACUUGCGCAAGAGAAAGUUGCCAGAAAUCGUGAAGAAAUGUUUGCUUUUUAUCAAAAUCUAAUAGAUGAGCAUCGCGACACACUCGAUCUUGAUAACGCCAGAGAUCUUAUCGAUGUUUAUCUUAUCGAAAUUGAAAAAGCGAAGAUUGAAGGCAGAGAAGGAGAACUAUUUGAAGGCAGAGAUCAUGAAUUACAAAUCAAACAAAUCCUAAGUGACCUGUUUUCUGCUGGUAUGGAAACGAUUAAAUCGUCGCUGCUGUGGAUGAUUGUCUUCAUGCUUAGAAAUCCAGAUGUCAAGAGACGAGUACAAGAGGAAUUGGACAGCGUUAUCGGGUGCGACAGAAUUCUUACAGUUGAAGAUAUGCCAGACCUUGUAUAUACUGAAUCAACAAUCUUGGAAACGUUGCGCAUGUCGAGCAUCGUACCUCUCGCGACAACACACUCGCCAACAAAGGACGUCCACCUCAACGGCUACAGGAUCCCGGCAGGCUCUCAAGUCGUUCCCCUUAUCAACUGCGUGCACAUGGACCCCAACCUCUGGGACGAACCGAACAAAUUUGAUCCAAGCAGAUUCAUUGACGAAGCGGGUAGGAUCAAACGGCCGGAGUUCUUCAUGCCUUUUGGAGUAGGUCGUCGCAUGUGUUUAGGUGACGUUCUCGCUCGCAUGGAGAUGUUCAUGUUCUUUGCUACCAUCAUGCACCAGUUUGACAUUGAAAUGGAAGCAGGAGCGGCGCCUCCUUCCUUAGAAGGUACGGUCGGAGCAACAAUUUCACCGCAAUCGUUCCGCGUGAGAUUCCUGCCACGCCUGUUAAUCCCGGCGAAUCUUACGCCCGACCAUCCCCAUUUGCGCCAUGUCGGAGCUCACUAGGAUAGCUCCUAUUGCCGCCAUGGGCGUACCUAGGAUAUUAACUAGAUAAGCUAUCUAUAAUAUAGACGCUACAAUAUUACUAUCACGCACCAUCUCGAUGUUAUAUUACAGCGCUUCAGAAAUUGCGAAGUCUUAGCAACAACCUAGUUACGCUCAUGUUUGCCACAAAACCCACGUACCCACCAGUAUUCAAUGAUCACUCGUUUUAGAGCGUAUCGAUGACAAUUAAAUUAAGUCUUUUAUUAUAUAAGUGAUGAUAUCGCGGGAGCGAUAGUCGAGGCUGUGCAUAAAGUGUUCAAUUACAUGUAGACCGACCUUUUAUUUUAGUUUAUACAGUAAAUUCCCAUCGUUGAGAUUAUGAAUUCGUAUGACUGCAGUAUUAUAAGUUUGCGAUCUGUGAGAACGGUUUCUAUCGCAUGCAUUGUAUGGAACAGUUAAAUAAAGAUUAUUUGAUUUAUCGAAGUCUUAAACUCUAGUUUCCUAUACCAAAAUAAUUGUUUAAUCUAGAUCAUUAUUUAUUAAUAGGUACGUACCAUUUGUGUGAGUGUUUCAGUUGAAUGUGAUCUCAGAUUGCGUUGCAUAUGAUUUUGUAUUUGUUAAGAUUUCAACGUGUUCAUCUUUUUGUAUAAUUUUAAUAUAUUUUGUACCUAUCAUGCGUAACAUACGUAGUUACAUUCCAUGGUAGCGUAGCACCAGCGACUAGUCUAAGAGCGGCAGUUAAUGUCUCUGUAAGUUCGAUAUUGUUAUUUCCUCGUAACUCGAAUGACUCAUUAAAUUGUUUUCGAAACACAAUUUCUUAGCAACAAAGUUGCAUAUGAAAGGAAAAUGUACAAUUGUAACUAAAUGCAGUUUACUAUUACUCCGCCCGAUACAAUAAAAGUACCAUUUAUAUUGUUAGGCUUUGUAAAUAAUGCUUAAUUUUAAGUGAUUCUAAAUGUAAUUUUUUUAAAA